Molecule: messenger RNA, 759 nt
Organism: Cryptomeria japonica (Japanese cedar)
Lineage: Eukaryota; Viridiplantae; Streptophyta; Pinopsida; Cupressales; Cupressaceae
Exons: 1
Coding region: 1-759 (252 amino acids)
Source: RefSeq, a predicted model, not a curated record
AUGGUGUGGUACCCAGCUAAUGCAUCUCCUAUGAUUUUUACAACCUAUAAUGCAAUGCCAAAGAAUCCUAAGCAAUUUUGUUCCAAGUUUCAUAGUGGUGACCUGAGCCGCUCAGCUGAUGAGCAUAUAAAUAUUUUUGAAGAUCUCCUUCACAAUAGAGAUAUCCAGCAUGAGGAUGUGGCCUGCAGAUUGUUUCCUUAUACUUUUGAUGAAGAAGCCUCUCAUUGGUAUAUCCACUUGCCAGUUGACUCUAUCCAUAAUUGGCAAGAGAUGAAAGACACUUUCUUAGAGAAGUUCAAAUCACCAAUUUCUCCAUCUGAGUUAUAUCGACAAUUCAUGGAAAUAAGAAGGCAAGAGCAUGAGCCUAUUAGCACUUUCAACAAUAGAUUUCAUAAAACUUACACAAGGCUGAGAGAUCCUUACAAUUUGAAUAAUGCUGCAACAUUGCCUGUCUACUAUGUAGCAUUAGAUUGCCUCACUUCCAUGUUUGUGAAGUCAAAAGGCACACCCCCAACUAAUUUGAAGGAAGCAUAUGCUUCAUCUAUUUCAGUUAGCAAUGAUCUGGAAGUAGGUACUGCUACAGGACCCUUGAACUAUCUAGGAAAUCCUGUCGCGCAAGGUCAGAUUCAGAAUAUCAAUAGAGCUCUGUCUCAGAAUACAUGGGUGAUGAACCUGAUUCCCAAGGCCAGUAAUCAGUUGGUUCUCCAUCCAGGAACACCUGUCUCACAAGUACCUCCACUACAACCGAUAUACCUCUAG